AUGAUUAAUUUUACUUCACCGCAUACAAAUGAUCCUAUUAAAAAACUUCAAAAUUUGUUAAACAAUUGUUUACAUUCGAUAAUAGAUGUGUUAAGCAAUUUAUCUUACAAAGGAGAACAUAAAGAAUUAGAAAUUGAAUCUGAUGAAACAAGCGAAUAUUCAUACUUUAUAAAUUUAUUAAAAGAAAGAGAAAAAGAAAAUAUAAAUAAAGGCACAGAAAAAGUAAAAGAUGAAAAAGGAACAAAUGAUGAAUUAGAAUCUCUCAAUAAAGAUGAAGAAACAAAUUAUUUCAUUAAACCAAAGUUUGAAAAAUCAAUAAAAGAAGAAAUAUUAGAUAGAGUAGAAAGAAUGAAUUUAAUUUUAAAAACAAUUGAUGAAUGUAUUGAUGAAUUACCAGAUUCUUUAAUAAUAGAAGAAGAAAAAUGUAAGGAAAUAAAAAUGUUACAAAAAAAAAAAGACGCAGCUAAGGAUGAGUUAAAAAAGCUAUAUAACGAAUAUGAUUAUAUAUAUAACUACGUUACAUAUUAUUUAAGAGAUUUGAUUGUUAAUAUAAAAUAA
Molecule: messenger RNA, 558 nt
Organism: Plasmodium relictum
Lineage: Eukaryota; Apicomplexa; Aconoidasida; Haemosporida; Plasmodiidae
Product: large ribosomal subunit processing factor, putative
Exons: 3
Coding region: 1-558 (185 amino acids)
Cellular component (GO): mediator complex
Source: RefSeq, a predicted model, not a curated record